AUGGAGAUAGUGAUCUCUUUGAUCAUGUUGCUUGUGGGGAUUGCUGUUUUGGUGGUUAUCCAUGUGUGCAUAGUUGGAAGGGCUUUCAGAAGGGACAAUAACAAUCAUGGUCAUGGUGAAAGUACUCAAGGACAGAGUAGCGGUACCAUGAAAACAAUGUUUGGUGAAAACAUUGGUGACUUGAAGAACCUUCCUUGCUUUGAUUAUGAGGAGCCUGAGAAAGGGUGUAGCCAAGUGGAUUGUGCUGUUUGCUUGGAGAAAUUCAAGGUGGGUGAUGUGUGCAGGUUGUUGCCCAAUUGCAGCCAUAGUUUCCAUGUUCAAUGCAUUGAUUUGUGGAUACUCAAGACACCCUUUUGUCCAAUUUGUAGAACAUGGGUUCAUUCCCGAGUAAUGGUUCCCUCUGUUUUGAGGGAGGAAAGUGCUGUUUCUGACAGGGUAGAACUUCAAAUGGCAUAG
This is a messenger RNA of Abrus precatorius (Indian licorice), 456 nucleotides long. Its product is annotated as RING-H2 finger protein ATL14-like. NCBI's taxonomy places the organism in Eukaryota, Viridiplantae, Streptophyta, Magnoliopsida, Fabales, Fabaceae. The transcript has a single exon. The record is from RefSeq and is a predicted model, not a curated record. Bases 1 to 456 code for a protein of 151 amino acids.